CAAUCAGCUAGAUGAUGAACUAGAUGAACGGCUAUCGCCUGUUCAGUUUAGUGAGUCGUUCGAUUGAACUUAUUCCGAACGAUUCGAUACAACGUGUGCAGAAAAAUAUCGCACCGCACUUCCCCCCAAUUAACACACAUUCAGCCUUUUGCUAGUGAAGCUCACUCCCGCAAGAAGAAACCACAGCACAAGCCAAGAUGUUCAUUUGGGACUGGUUCACGGGUGUUUUGGGAUACUUAGGUCUAUGGAAAAAGUCCGGCAAAUUAUUGUUCCUUGGCUUGGAUAAUGCUGGUAAGACCACAUUAUUGCAUAUGCUCAAAGAUGAUAAGCUGGCGCAGCAUGUGCCAACACUGCAUCCAACAUCUGAGGAGCUGUCCAUAGGCAAUAUGCGUUUCACUACAUUCGAUUUGGGUGGCCACACUCAAGCGCGUCGUGUCUGGAAGGAUUACUUUCCAGCCGUGGAUGCCAUCGUAUUCUUGAUAGAUGCGUGGGAUCGCGGUCGGUUCCAGGAGAGCAAAAACGAACUGGAUUCGCUGCUCACAGAUGAGGCGCUGUCCAACUGCCCGGUGCUCAUAUUGGGCAACAAAAUUGAUAAGCCUGGCGCGGCCAGCGAGGACGAGCUGAGAAAUGUGUUUGGACUGUAUCAGUUAACGACCGGCAAGGGCAAAGUUGCACGCUCCGAGUUGCCUGGUCGCCCGUUGGAAUUGUUCAUGUGCUCUGUGCUGAAGCGACAAGGUUAUGGCGAGGGUUUCCGUUGGUUAGCGCAGUAUAUUGAUUAAGUCUUGAUUAACAUAAACAAACAAUAACACACUAAAUUCAACAACAACAACAACCAAUCACACAACAAAACACAGACAGAGAACUUGGCUAGCAAAACAUCAAUUAAAUUCAGAAUGGACAAAAACCAGAAACAGUAAGCAAUUCGAAGCUGCAAGCGCAAUAUUCAAUUUUUACACAAUGAUAAACAAUAAAUCGUAAAUAUAAAAGCAAAAGGGAACUAAAUUAAAUAAAAAUAAUAAAACACAUAAAUAAGAAAUAAAAGCAAAACAAUUUUUUUAAAAAAUCACAAAGUGCAAAAACUUCUAAAAAUUCAAUACACGCAGGACGCCAAAAUAAUAAAAACAAAGUCAAAAGCAAAAAACAAAAUAAAAAUGGGAAAACUUGAGAGGAAUGCGUGGGAAAAGCUUUUAAAAAUAAUUAUGUAUGAAUAAAAAAUUGUAGCGAAUUAAAAGGUGAUUUUUUUAAGGACCAUGUGCUUGCUUAUGUUCCAUAAAUAAAUUUUAUUAUUUAAACAUUUGAA
This is a messenger RNA of Drosophila navojoa, 1300 nucleotides long. It is a transcript of the gene Sar1, whose product is annotated as Secretion-associated Ras-related 1. Gene Ontology annotation, biological process: intracellular protein transport. The record is from RefSeq and is a predicted model, not a curated record. Lineage: Eukaryota; Metazoa; Arthropoda; Insecta; Diptera; Drosophilidae. Gene Ontology annotation, molecular function: GTP binding; GTPase activity.